This is a messenger RNA of Corythoichthys intestinalis (scribbled pipefish), 7222 nucleotides long. RefSeq names its product membrane cofactor protein-like. The record is from RefSeq and is a predicted model, not a curated record. The transcript has 12 exons. Gene Ontology annotation, biological process: negative regulation of complement activation, classical pathway. The coding region runs from base 121 to 1164 and encodes 347 amino acids. NCBI's taxonomy places the organism in Eukaryota, Metazoa, Chordata, Actinopteri, Syngnathiformes, Syngnathidae.
AUAUGUCUUGCCCAACGCCUUUUCCUGUCAAACAGCUUUGUACUUUAGAAGCUGCACUUCCUACCGGGCGGGAUCACAUAUGACAUUCAGAUAGGAGUCCUUCCCUUAACUGAUCCAGCCAUGGACGUCUCUUCCUUGUUUCUGCUACUAUUCUAUCUUGACGUUACCAUGGUUGCUCAAGCUCAAGAUUGUUCCAGACCUACUGUUGGUAACAACAUGCACGUGGAGGAAUUACUUAAAGAUACAUUUGAAGAUGGAAGUACAGCUACCCUUAAAUGUGAUGUGGGUUACUCCCAAGCAGGCGGGUCUCAAGCCAUCACUUGUACGGCUGGCACGUGGACUCAAGUGACACUGCAAUGCGAGCGGGUCAACUGUGGCCCUGCAGAUAAUGUGGCAAAUGGAAAUCUUGAUUAUUCAGAGGGCACUCUUUUUGGUGACAAAGUAUCCAUCACAUGCAAAUCUGGUUACAUUUUAGUUGGUGCCACUCAACGCCUUUGUUUAUCCUCUACGAAAUGGAGUGAACACCCACCAACAUGUCAAGUGGUGACCUGUGACCCUCCAGUGGGCUUGGAUAAAGGAUUUUUCGGCCCCAUAAAGGACAUCUAUGACUAUGGCAACGUUAUAAAGUACACAUGUCCGAAAGGUUAUGUCCUCAAUGGCCCCUCAACAGCAGAAUGCUCUGGAGAUAAAACAUUCAACCCCAAGCCUCCUAAAUGUAUCCAGGUUAAAUGUAAAGAUCUUGACAUUCCAAAUGCUGAGAUUGUUUCAGGCGGCGGUCCGCCUUAUGGGUACAAGGCAUCCGUGACAUUUAGGUGCUUGCCUGGAUACGAGAUGGUUGGAUCUCGCUCCCCGACAUGCGACAUUACCAGCCGUUGGUCACCAGACCCGCCAACUUGUCAGCGAAAAGGCACUACGACAAGUACCACCCCUACAACUAAAAGACCUGAUGGCAAAGACACACCAACAGGAAAUGGUAGCAAUAAUUUGGGUAUGUCAGUGGGUAUUGCCGUUGCAGUCGUCAUUGGAGUAGUUAUCAUCAUUUGCGCUGGCUGCUAUUACUUUGGAGGCCUUGCUUUCAUCACCAAAAAGAACAAAAAGCGCUAUCGGCGAGGUGCUGCCAACAAUAAGUCUACCACAGAUGAAGAGAGAGUGGUCCUCUCGUGAACAUGGCAGUCCUGCUGGCACAACUUUGCUAGAAAUAGGGGGAGAACUCUGAUGUCGGCUUCCAGUGGAUGCCACUUUGAGGCUCUCAUGACAGAUCAACAUUUUUCAGUUGUUACCAUGCUUGAUUUCUGUUACUUUUUGUCAGCACUUUUUCGUCUGCACCCCACACAUAUUUUCUUCACUUGCAAGUUGCAACGCAAUAAUUAUCUUUGAGAUUACAAUUUUUCACAUAUACUUUUGACGCAGGCAUUAAGUACAUAAUUAGUAUACCUAAAUGUUAAAGUAUAAACACCCCACAAUCAGUAGAAUCUGACAAGAAGAGGGCUGAAAGAAAAUUUCUCAUCAGGCAUGUCAGAUUUUCACCAAUUGUCCCAAUGGGACCUUGGAGGAGGAGGAGAAUUAUUUAUGCCUUAAUGCACUUCAAGUGUUUUAACUUGUGGCAGGUAUGUUUUUGUGUUAUUUUAUGAAAUCCCAAAGAUUUGGAUUAGGCAUGUGCCGGUAUGAGAUUUUGACUGUACGAUAACCGUGAGCAAAGAUACCGCGGUAUCACGGUAUUGCAAUUAUAGCUCCAAAAUGUGUUAUUUUGAGAGGUAUGGGUUUAAAAAAAAAAAAAAAAAAAAAUUCCGGGAUUUUUUUUAUUGUUCAGUAAAUAUUUGCAAAUUGGAACAUGAAUAUAACGUUAAAAUAAAUAAAUAAACGAAAAAUAUUUUGAAUACAAUUUUUUUUUUAAAUAGAACUUAUAGACUACCCACAGCCACAGUUCAGGUUGCUCAAUUGCUAUAAAAAGUAAAAACACUAAUAAUAAUUAAAUAAAAUUGAAAAAUACUUACAGUACGACUUUUUUUACUUUUAUUUUUUUAGGGGGCAAAAGCUCAAGUGAAGUUUCACCAUUUUUAGCCACUGUGUCACCUCUAGUCUACGUGUCAUGCCUUUGUGUUAAAAAGACAAAGAAUUCACAAGUUAAUAAGUUAGUUAAAAUAUAAAUAUUGUUGUGUAAAGGUUUCAUCUAAAAAACAUUGGGAGUAAGACCUCUCCUUGUCCAGCAAACGUGCAUUUGUGCUUAGGGCAAGAUCAUCUGUCGCAAUUAGCGAUCUUUGACGCUAUCCUUUUUUCCUUCAUUCAAGCUUGGUUCUUAGUGGCCAUGAGCUUUAUAACCUUGACAAAGUUCCUCUCCCAGCUAAGACUACGCUAACAUACGUCUUUCUGAGUUUUUAGUUAGUUUGUAUUUUGAAUUUGAAAGGAAAAUUUGUGUUUCGUUUUUGGCAAACUUUUUCAUUUUGAUUUAGAUUCAGAGUUUAUUUAUCAUUGUCAAGAUAACAACGAAAUUCAGAUUUAAUUUUGUUCAUGGAUAUGAUGACUUCCUCACAUUCUGUUGUGUUUGUGCUAAUGAAGCUACUCACAUGUGUAAAAUACUAUUGUACAACGUUGUAAAUGUAUUUAUCUUGUAUAUUUCACUUACCAUGAUUUGAGACCUCCAUAUAUUCAAGAAAAUGACGCCUUUUGUUUGGGGUGUUUCUUUUUUGGUUUGCCUGCUGUCUAGCAGAAUAGUGUCACUGACACACACACAGCAACAACCGGAGAGGGAGGGGUGAGCGCUGCCGCUUUAAGACAGUUCUGGCUGCAUUUUUGAGAAAUGUAAAAUAGGGAACUCCGUACCACGGUAUGACGGAAAAUUUUUGUGGUUUUGAAACCGUGACAUUUUCAUACCACGGUAAACCUUGAAACCGGUAACCGGCACAUGCCUAAUUUGGAUUAUUAUAAAACAACUUAUUUUGGGCAGCCGUGAUUGGCUUUGCUGUGGUCCCUAAAAAUCAGUUUUAAUAUUGAUCUAUUAUCGUACACUGGCAUUGUGCUCUUUUUCUAAAAGCAAAACAAAAAGUUGAAUGUAUUCAAAUUGUCAUAAAUCACAUGUGACAAUGAGUGGCAGUUUUAUUGAAUGGCUGGAAAUUUUGCUUUUAUAUUGUUUUAGAAGCUAAAUAAAAUGACAGAUUCGCCAGCAAGUUUUGCUUGUUUUUGUUCAUUGGGGAAGUUUCAGUGUCUUCUAUGCCUUCAGAGGACUAGAAAAAUCUGCUUAUUUCAAGUUGUUUGCAUUGAUUAUGUUAUGUGGUGCUUAUAAAUCUGGAUAUCCUCUGUGUGGUACACUCAGGUGCGCUGCCAGGAAUUUUGGGCCCUGUGAAGAGACGUACUGUACUAGUUAUUAUAGUGUAACUAGGGGCCUUUCUGGACCGGUCUAUUGGCACUUUCACAUUAGACCAAAAAGACCGGGGUCCAGUUGGACAGCUACCUCGCAACAACACUUGCAAAUGACUCGUUGAAAAGGUUCAGUAUUCACAUUGCACCAACCGAACUUUCCGAGUAGCAUCACGUGGACGAAAGGUGCACUCAUUGAUUGGAAAAAUAGAAGAGGAAAUUCCUCCCUUAGCAUCACACCAUGGUGCUGUGACGCUGCACGUAAUGUAGCAUGAAUUAGUCGCCGCUCGACCAGCAACGGGUCCGGCCUCUCCCGCUCGAUGCCGAGCAAACUGGAGUAUAUAAAAAAUGCAUAGGGGGAAAAUAAACCAGGAAAGGGAACCGUGUGGUAGCCCGAGUCACACAGGCGUGGAAUUGCUUUCACUUUCGUGACAUUUUGGACUGUCAAAAUGUCACCGUGACUCACGAAACUGCUGCCCCGAGAGGCUCCACCUGUCUAAGUCACUGUUAUAAGCGCACCCUGCUCCGCUUGCAUUCACAAGCAGGGUGCGCUUUAAGUAGGCCGAGACACACAAUUUUUGAGCAGACCAGAGUUCGUUUGUUUGGUCCGAAGUAGGGUUUGGAUGUGCGUUCACAUUUACAAAACGAAGCGGAGUAUCUGAGAAAAAGAACUCUGGUCCAUUUAAAAAGGACCAAACAAUGCUAGUGUGAAAGUGCCCUAUGAUGGACCCUUAGAAUCCCCCCUUAUCGGCACCCCAAGGUACACUGGUGGAGAUAUUAGUCUAUUGCACUAAGUAUUUGUAUAUUGUCCGUGAGUUAAUUGAUGGGUUUAAGAAAAACAUGUUCAGGUCAAAGCAUGCUUGUUCAAAUUAAUUGGGAAUUCAUUCCAAGCAAUGUAUCUCAACUAACAAUUGUCAAUUAAUUAAUCAAAUACUCAUGCAUGCAAAUGCAUUUUAAGUGUAUCGCCUGUUUGACCAAAUUGCUGCUCCGCGGUGCAUCAACCCACCACCACAAGUGGUGCAAGUUUGCCUUUCAAAACAGGUGUAAAGCAGAAACACUCUAGAUCAGGGGUCGGCAACCUAUGACACGCGUGUCAGCACUGGCACGCGAAGGGUUAACCAGUGACACGCGAGGGCAUGGCAAAAAAAAAAAAAAAAAUGCGUGUUAUGUUUAUUGUCGGUUGUAUCUUUAUCAGUUGCUGAAGCGCCCCAUCUUGUGGCCGUUUUAUUUAUUGGUUCUAAAACAGUAGAAGAAAAAUGCAAAUAGGAAGUUCUUCAAAUGUGAUUCAAUGUGUUACAUGGCAGCUCCACUCUCACAACUUGAGUGGCAUUUGUGUUCUUUAGAGCAACGUCUGUGAGUAUUUUGUUGUCAAAUUGAGAAUUACACUCUUUAUAUUGUCUUUAGGUUGCAUGUUUGAGGGGAAAUUUGUUUGAUAUUUCUAAUUAAGAACUACUGAAUACAGGCUAAUUGUGCUUGCAUAUAUGGAUGGCAUUUUUGUUAUUUGCAGCAUUGUUGCUGAUUGCAUGUAUUUUUUCAUUGUUUUAGUUUCACAAAAAAGAAAAGCGACACAUAAAGGAUUACUGAAAACAUCUGGAGUGUGAACCUUUUCAUGUUUAGCUGUUUGGAUAGCGGAAGCGAGCCCAUUUACAAUGCGCCUUUUUUUUUACCGGAAAUUAAGGCAUUUUCAGUUGCGCGCCCUGUUAUUUAGGGGCUUUACGGGACCGCCCCUCUCACCCACUCUGCCUGUGGCGUUAUAUGCGAGCAAUAAUGGAUUUUGAGCACACCUCCAGCUCUUCCCCAAUUUCUCGACUCCUGCGCUUGUCGGAUUUUUUUCUCUGCGCGUUUAAUUCAGCCCACGCUACUAACAUGUCACGAAGCCGACCAAUCAGAGAGCUGGCGGAAGUACACUGUGUUACCAAUUGCACUUUUUGAUAAUUGCAACUCUGCACCAUAGUGUGAAGUGGACAGGCGAUUAACGUGGCUUGUUGUGGUCGAUUCGCCCGGUGCUUACUUCAGAGAGGUGGUGAUGUGCAUAAAAACACAGUGACACGUUGGAUGGUAUUUUGCUGGAGACUUUUAUUAACAAAACUAAAACCAGCAUGGGACACAGCCACUUUUCAUGGCGCUCUUCGCACAACUCUCUCUCAACACCUUGCUCCCUGCCUCUCUUUUUCUUACGCUUAACUAGUAAGCUGGCCAUACUGUAGGGGACAGCGGCCCCUUGGGGGUGCCGGUAACAACUUUUUGGCUGGUUACUUCCGCUUGCUCUGUGCAUUAUGCCUCGAGAGCGUUGUGUGUGUGUCGCACAACAAGUGUCAAACGCCACUACGAGACAAAACAUGAAAUUCAUGGAAAACAGGGCCAGGGAUCACAUUAAGGUAGGCAUCUUUUGUAUUUGUUAUAUAAAAUCUAAAAUUGUGCGUAGAAUUCACUGUUAGUGAACAAGACAAAGUAGUCGCCUGUUCUGACUUCGAAGGUUAAAACAGCCCGCUCUGUACUGUGAGAGACCUGCACUGAGAAUCACGCUUGUUCCCCUUUUCUUGCUGGGUUGUGUGUGUGUGAUAUGUUUACAUAAGAUGAUGGUCAAGUUUUGAUAUUUUCUACAAUAUACUUUUAUUUUUUAGUUAUUUGAUAAAGAAGAAUGGUAGUUGUAAGAUUUCAACGUAUGUUCAUGUUGUUUUGUUUGGAGUAAAAUUACAGCUCUGUUGGAUAUAAAAAUUCGGAUGUGCGUCAUUAAUCUGGGUGUGGCACACUGAUUGAUAAGAAAAUUUGAAAGUGGCACGCCACACCAAAAAGGUUGCUGACCCCUGCUCUAGAUAGUCAUGUUAUUUUCUUCUACUAGAUGGCGUGUCUGUGGAGUGUAAAUGUUUUUCUUACAGUAGAAAAUUAUAUUGGAACUAUUGCUGUUCCAAACAUUAAAUUUGGCAACACCUCAUUGAUGAUCAAAUAUCUGUAGCUGUUUUCAUGUAACUACAUACCAGAGGUGGGUAGUAACACUUUACAUUUUUACUUCGUUACAUUUACUUGAGUAAUAUGUCCCCACAUCCCCCUCCCGUCAUCUCCGCUCUUCUAAUGAAAAUAUCCUUGCACUGCACCAACAAAGAACACACCGAACUUGAGGGACAGAGCCUUCUCUGUUGCUGCCUCCUCCCUUUGGAACUCACUCCCUAAACCCAUCCGUACCUGUUCAGACCUUCCUACUGUUGGAGGCAGUCUUUCAGGUCCUCCGCAUGUUCGUUUUCAAUUCAGGUGAGACUGCUAGACUGGAUUGCAAAGUAAAGACUGGAGACAAUAUCAAUACUGCACAGUUUUAAUUUCAGAAAUUUCUGGGUGCAUUCAAUGACAGAACAAAAGAUGUGUAGAGAAAUGCACGCUAGACAGAUGGCUCGGCAUUGCUUAUAUGCUGUACAAAUAAGGAGGUGUGUCUGGAACGUUUGGUGAUUAGGUCAUGAGUCUUGCUGGUUGGCAGUUAAAAGUCCAUGAUUAUCUUAGGCAAAACUACCUGUCAGCAGUUUCUAUGAAAAACAACUCCAUUUGAUUGCAUUAGGCAAGAUGCAUACUGACUUCACUAUAUUCAAAAAACUGUUAAAAACUCAGCUUUUUAAACUAGCUUUUAACUUAUAAUUAUUUUCUUUGUUUUAUUCUGGUCACGUUGUUUGCUGUUUUUUGUUUCAACUGUAAAGCGUAUUUGAGCAUUGGUUAAAAACGCUUUACAAAUAAAAUGUAUUAUUAUUUUUUAGAAAAAUGUACUUCUUCGUUUUACAACGCUAUAAUUUUUACUUGAGUAGAUUUGUGAAGAAGAAACACUACUCUUACUCGGCUACUUUGGGCUACACUAGAGUCGUUAAAUUUUUCCUUUUUUAUUCUA